Messenger RNA from Austrofundulus limnaeus, 1179 nucleotides. RefSeq names its product RNA binding motif protein 33a (gene rbm33a). Gene Ontology annotation, molecular function: RNA binding. The record is from RefSeq and is a predicted model, not a curated record. NCBI's taxonomy places the organism in Eukaryota, Metazoa, Chordata, Actinopteri, Cyprinodontiformes, Rivulidae.
GCCAUGUUUGUGUCCUGGUUGUGAAGUAAAACAUUUUUUUUAAGCACAGGGGCUUGUUUUUAGUGAUUAUGCGGAUGGCGUAUUGAAGAAUAAAUGCAGCCCACGUUUUAGUCGUCUGAUUUUAAGCAAGAAGUACCUUGCACCAUGUCAACCAAUGCUCAGGAUUUUGACUUUGAUGAAAUCGACAAACCUGGUAUUGAGCGGUCACGCAGGAGGAGAGGCGAAGAUAAUAUUGUGGAGAGUGAUUUGGAAGAAGAUUUGUUGGAGGAAGAUUGGCUGUCUGGUAAAAAGAAUUCUUCAGAAGUGUCAGAUGAAGAGUUAAACGAUGACCUCCUUCAAAGUGAUGAUGAAGAUCUAAAUUUGAUUGGUCAGGAUGCUAGCCACCAUGCUACUUACAACAUGGGCACAUCCUAUGGACAGCAGGCCGAGUCACAGGAAGCAGACUACGCAGAUGACGUUGUGAACCUGGGUGCAGAGGGCUGUGAAGAUGAUGAGGAGGGUUACCAUCGAGAGGGUGAAGAGGCGUAUACAGAAGAAUACAAUCAGGGAGACAACACAGAGAUGACCGAAGAUCAAAUCGAUUACACUACAGACUUAGCCCAGGAUGAUGAUGAUGGCUACCAGGAUGAAGUCUUAGACAUCCAAAUAACUGAACCUCUAGAUGGUGAAUUUCAAGAUGAAGAUUAUGGCGAAUUUGAAGCUACACGGGAUGAAGAUACUGAGGAAGUGGGAAGGGAAGAGCAGCAAAAUGAAGAAGACACAGCCCCUGAGGCAUCUCAAGUUUGUGACACAGAGAAGGGUGAGCAUGACACUGUGCCGGAUGAUGAAACAAAGGAGGAAUCAGAUGAAGAAGACGACGAAGUUGAAGACUCAGGCCGWAUACGAUUUAAGUCUGAAAGGAAGGAAGGCGCUGUUGUGCGACUGGCGGAUGCAGGCAAUAAAAAGAGGAUUAUUCCUGAAACGCUGGAACUGUCAGAGAAAGCCAAAAAAGAUUUGUUGGAGUUUGAGGAACAAGAACGGCAGAAGAGACAAAAUCGCUACACAGGCCGAGGCAGAGGWGGGGGCCGGGGAAACAGAGGAAGAGGAGGAUUUUCUGGGUUUGGAAUGCCAGAUUUUAGAGGACAGAGGAGAAAAAUACAUGAUCAAAUGCCCCCGCUGAUGGGAAACAUGAGCAUGCAG